AUGACUUUUAGUUCCCGCUAUCCUUUCAAUCUCAAUCCUCGCACUGGCAUACAGAUUCCGCGAGAUCUUGAACCGUAUCAAGGCGAUUGGCGGGCGGAGAUUUCGUCAGGAGCUGACAGAACUACAAUUUUCCGCUGGCCACCGCCACAGACCACAAAGAGCUACGUGAAGCUGCAGGCAGCCACUCCUGCGAUGACCGCCAUGACAGCGUGCCUGAGGGCUAAGACCGCCUUCAUUGGAAAUGACGAGACAUUUCUCUUAUCUUACGCCGCGACUUCAACGGACAACUCUUUCCUCUUUGGUUACACGAGAAGUGGAGUCAUCUCCUCCUUAGUAUCAAACUCAAAAAAAGUAACACCCGUGUUUGGAAUGAUCUAUGAUGGGGCCUGGCACCACUGGUGCUUCUCUUGGAACAGUCGUGGUGGGAAGUGGACGGUUUACAAAGACGGCAUGCCUGCAGCCGCGGGAACUGGCUUCCAGACAGGCAACAUCAUACCAGCAGAUGGAGUUUGGAUUAUUGGACAAGAUCAAGAUACGGUAGGCGGCGGAUUUGACGCUACACAAGCCUAUGUUGGUGACGUCACGAGCAUCAACGUUUGGAACACCGACAAUGUUGACGUGGCAGCAGUGGCAAACUGUGGCGAUAAUUUUGGAGGAAACGUCAUUUCUUGGUAUGACGUCAGCAAAGAAAUUCACGAAGUGUCUUCGUACCGAGAAGAUCUUUGCCAUCUCAAAUAA
This is a messenger RNA of Lingula anatina, 738 nucleotides long. Its product is annotated as neuronal pentraxin-2-like. The record is from RefSeq and is a predicted model, not a curated record. Lineage: Eukaryota; Metazoa; Brachiopoda; Lingulata; Lingulida; Lingulidae.